ACAAUGCAAUGACACGUCGCCAUAUUGUUUUGGUGGACAACUUGAAACGUGUAAACUAAAGUUCAUGUUAUUUUAUUGAUAAUAGUUUAUACCCAACGUUACGGUUGUUAAUCAAGAACAAUGUCAGGAAGGACAGGACCCCCCUUUAAAUUAGUAUUGUAUGGAUUAUUUUUCAUAGGGUUUGUCUAUGUCUUAUAUAUUUAUCAUGCGACGAACGGUAAAUUACGGGAUGCAGAAAAUCUUGCAGAAAGAUAUCGACGUGAGGAAGAAACCAAAGUGACCCAGUUGCAAGAUCUUAUGAAGUCAAAAGAGGAAUUGCAAGAAAAAUGUGAUAGUGACAGGCAAGACUUUGUUAGCAGACUGAGUUCAUUAAAUCAACAACAUAAAAUGCUAAAGGGACGAAAUGAGGAGAUGGAAGCAGAUUAUGGGCGUUUACAACAAGAGUUACAGAAAUUAAAGGAAGACCAAGAACACUUGGAGUCUCAACGAAGUCAAGAAUUUCAACAAUUAAAACAAGAAAAAGAACUAGAAAUAGCUUCAUAUAAAGAUCAAGUUGCCAACUAUCAACGACAAAAUGAACAAUUACAAAAUGAAAUAUCCAGUUUAAAGGCUCAGUUACAGAAUAGUCAGACUCAACUUCAAUAUGACCAGAAUGUUGUAUCUAGUCUGGAACAAGAAGUUACACGACUAAAGACAGAUUUACAACAGGAAAAGACAACAGCUGUACACCUGAAUUCAUCAAUUAAAACAUUACAGAUACAAUUGGGAGAAAGUCAGAGCGUUUCAAAGGAUUUGGAAAGAAAUCUAACAGAGUCUCAGAUACAAUUGAGGGAAAGUCAGACUGUUUCAAAGAAUUUAGAAAGAAAUAUAACAGAGUCUCAGAAACAUAUUGUUGAAGAUCAAAGCUUAAUUACCACACUAAAACAGGAGUUAUCAAAUUUAAAGCAAUUUCAACAAAAUGUUUAUGCUCACAGUAAUAUGAUUCCAGCCUUCCAUACAUUACAGAAUCAGGCAGCUCUUCAAGGUCAAGCUAAUGGGGUACAACAACCUGGUGUACAGCAACAAGCCAUACAACAACAAGCCAUACAGCAACAAGCUAAUGUACAACAACCAGGUGUACAACAACAAGUAGCCCAACAACAAGUAGCCCAGUCACAGUUAUUAAAUCCAGAUGGUAAUCGCCAAGCUCAACAACUACCAGUAGAACAACAACAACAAAAUGUUCAGCAACCAGACAACCAAGACAAUCCAGCACAACAAAAUCAAGCCAAUGCUGCGGAUGCUGGAAAGGUAGAACAAGGUGGAGCUGCUAAUGAAGUGGUUGAACAUCAUCAAAUUCAACCUCCUAAUGACGCUGAAGCUGCUGGUCAGGGUAAAGAGCAGGAGUUUGGUGCAUUAAAUAAUAAAUUGGUAGAACAACAUGGUCAGAUAUUUAAACCUGACUUUAAACAAAAUGAAGAUAUCUUAAAUCAGAAAGAGCAAAUGGCUGACAUAAAUAAUAUGAAUAACAUUGACCUUGAUCACCAUGACAACCGAAUGGAACAUGAAGGCCCAGUCAAUUUACAAGUUCAAGAACCAAAAUUGCUUGGUGAUAAACAGGAAGAACAAGCCAUGCAACAAAUGGCACCAGCCAAUGCUCUCGUUGCCAAUAUGGCACAAUUCCAACAUCAAGGUCAAAUGGAAAUUCCAAAUGUUGGUUUAGGUGAAAAGGAGGAAAAUAAGCUUGUAAAUAGGAAAGGUGUAAGAAUAGACAGAGAAGAAGAUGGAGAUCAACAAUAUAAUGAUGAUAAUUAUGAUAAUAAAUAUGAUCAAGAUAAAGAUGAUGCUAAUGCGGGAGAGGAUGAAGAAGAGGAAGAAAGGGGACACUUUAACUGAACUAUGUACCAAUAGAGGACAAAACAUAGAAGAAAGGAGAGAACACCCACCUAUGCCACAAAUGUAUUAAAAUAAGCCACCAAGCCUUGUGAAUAAAAGAAGUAAUGUAAUUUUAACUGUAAAAUUAAAACCUUUCUGGUAUCUGGUGGUUAAUUCCAUCAUAUCAUUCAGAUUUGUUGGAUGCUAUUAAAUUGAAUUAACUAUAUUGUAAUGUCUAAUAUUAAACUGUAGGGUAAUCCUACAAUUUUAAGUUAAAUUAUUCGUAUCAAAUAGUCUUUUGUGACUUUUAGUUCACCCAAAUCAAAAUUGGUUUUAAAUAUUAAAUUAUUAUUAAAUAGUCAAUAGUGUUUCUAGAAAUAUCAGAUCUGAAUUUUAAAAAAUGUUUCUAUAUUGGUGAAUUUAUAUCUAAAUGACCCUUACUGUAGCAUUUUGUUUGUAUAUUAGAUGAAUAAAUUGUACUUGGUAAAAUAAUUUUGACAUUUAUAAAUUGUUAUAUUUUUUUGUUUUAAUAUUGCUAACCAUACCUCAAUUUGUUUUAAAUACAAAAUGAAUAUACAUAUGGAAAGGUUUGAAAGUAAAUUUGUAAGAAAGUAAAUUUGUAAAACCUGAGUGUAGCUUUAAUUUUAUAAAAUUAUUUUGUCAUCAGCCAUUUACAAAAAGAUAAAAACUAACCUAUAUAGUAGCUUGAUACUGUUAAAAUAAUAACUUUCAAAAUGUAAAGAGAACCAGGUAUUAUUAAAUACUUUUGUAUAUAAAAAUCACGUCCAAUAUUCCUUUCUUGUGAGUGAUUACAUGUAUAUCACUUUUUAAAUGAAACACAUUGAGUUAAUUUAUUUAUAUUAAUAUGACAAGAAAGUGCAAUGGCAAGUUGUAAUAGGACCUUUAUAAAACCAAUCCUUUUGAAAAAAUGUUUCAAGGAUAGUGUAAAGUAAUCGUUAAAAAGUUUUUAGCUAAAAACUAUGUUUGUGUCGUAAUUUUUAAUAUUUUCAUGUUGUAUGGAUGUCCAAUAGAUCUCUACAAAAGUGCGAAAGUGUCAUAAAGCAUUUUAAAAAUAUUUGUAAAUCCUUUGAAUCUGUUAAAAUGCAUUACAACACAUUUUAAAAAUAUUGUUUAAAUUUUUAAUGGCACUAUUGCUCUUUCGUAGAUCUCAGUGUAUCUGGGAAUGUAAAAUUGUCUUUUUUGUUCAGAACAUAUUUGACUGGAUACUACCCAUUAUCUAUUGUUUGUGUAAAAAAAAUAAUCUAGCAAGAAAAAGAACAGUAUUUUAUUUUUGUAUUUUAUGCUUUUUGUGGGAUUGAAAGAAUUGUUGAUAUGAGGGAAUCCGAUUGAAACAAAUAUUACUAUAGUUUGAAAAUAGACAACAGAACAUACAGAAGUUAUAAUUAUUAGUCUAUUUUCUUAUAAUUGGUUGUUAUUUUUGAAGUGCUGUAGAUAAAAUAUAUUUUCAUUAGAUUUAUAGUCGGCAUAUUGUGUUGUAUAUACAUAUAGUAUAAAUGAAGUUUUUUUGAAUGAUUUUAUAUUAAAGGUUUCAAUUAGAAUUGUUUAUAUUACAUGUAUUAGGGUUUUACAUGGUUGGAAUUGAUAAAGUUUGUGUUUGGGUAUUAUUUUACAUCAUAAUAUCUCUUUUUAUUACUGUAUAUAAUUUUUCAGUUAUUUUGUCAUUCCAAUUGACUUUUAAAAGUUGUAAUCGAUGAUCUUUGCUGUGCAUUGUCUAGGAAGUUUACUAUGGCUGGGCAAACAUCAAGUUAAAACUACAACUUUAUGUCUCAGUAUAAAUUAUCGUUAUAUACAGCUUACGUUUUUUGAAAACAAUUACCGUGUUCUCAGAUCCACUUCCUAAAUUAGUGGGCUACCAAAAUAGUGUCUGUUUACAUUUAACAACAUUAAUUUAAAGUGUUUUAUAUAGUGGAACUUAAACUUUUCGAAGUUAAUAUGCAAAGCUUAUUGCCACUUAAAGGACUAUCGCAGUGUUACUAUGCCUGAUUAGCAAGAUAUGUUCUGUGAUAAGAUUGAGAAAGCAUGCUGUUGUAUAAAAUGAUAGGUCGCUCCUAUUAGAUUUCUAACAUUUCUGAGACAACAUUUUACACCAGCCACCAUCAUAUUAUCAUCAUGCACUGUGUUAAAACCAAUAUAUUAAAAAAAAAACUUCAUUGCUUUAGCCUGUACUUACAGUGUAGGAUUGUGUGCUAUGUCAUCGAAACAUUUUCAUUCAUUUUUGUUGUGAAUUUUUAAUUUAAAAUUAUUAAAUAAAUACUUGUAUCAUUAAUAUGAAACAGAUAGAGUAUGUCAACAAAACCCAGAGAAUUGGCCAAUAAAGGAAUCUCAUUAAGUUGUUAUCAACACCAACAUUACAUUGUGUAUUAUAUAUUUUUACUGUUGAAAUUUACAUCAUAAUGUAAGUAAAUUGUAUAUAUAUAUAUAGCUUCAAGCAAACUUAACAUUUUCAUAUUUCUGUAGGGAGUGGUCACUCUCAUGUACAUUAUAUAGAUACAUAAAAAUGGGGAAGACUAUUUAUUAACUAUUUUGCUACUUGUUAAAAUUCUAUUUAAAUAUAUGUCACUUAAAAUAUUAAAAUGUGGGUGAUUCAUGUUGAACUAUC
Molecule: messenger RNA, 4474 nt
Organism: Patella vulgata (common limpet)
Lineage: Eukaryota; Metazoa; Mollusca; Gastropoda; Patellidae
Product: golgin subfamily A member 6-like protein 7
Exons: 18
Coding region: 121-1875 (584 amino acids)
Cellular component (GO): Golgi membrane; Golgi apparatus
Source: RefSeq, a predicted model, not a curated record